Ochotona curzoniae (black-lipped pika) is the source of this 1905-nucleotide messenger RNA. Its product is annotated as kinesin-like protein KIF20B. The record is from RefSeq and is a predicted model, not a curated record. Lineage: Eukaryota; Metazoa; Chordata; Mammalia; Lagomorpha; Ochotonidae. The coding region runs from base 1 to 1473 and encodes 490 amino acids. The transcript has 11 exons.
AUGAUUGCUGAUGUCCAGAAGGUUUAUGUUCCUGAUGCUUUAAAUUCCUCUCGAGAGAGAGCUGGUGGAACUUCCAAGUCUUCUGAAGACAUAUCAGUAGAUAAUAAUUCAGAUAAUAAAAUGUUAAAUGUAAAAAGAGCCACUGUUUCAUGGGAAAAUAAUCUUGAAGAUUUGGUAGAAGAUGAAGAUUUGGCUGAGGAUCUAGAAGAAGGUGAAGAAACUCAAAAUAAAGAAAUGGAACUUAGUGAUGAAGAUUUGGAUAGAACUGUGGAAGAUAAGACUUUACUUAACUGCAAGGAGAACAAGAAACUAUUGAAUUUAAUAGAAGAACUGAAAAAAAAACUGAUAAAUGAAAAAAAAGAGAAGUUAACAUUGGAACUUAAAAUUCGAGAAGAAGUUACACAGGAAUUUACUCAAUAUUUGGCUGAACGUGAGGCUGACUUUAAAGAAGCAAUCCUUCAGGAACGAGAGAUGUCAGAAGAAAAUGCUGAAUGCCGUUUGGCGAUCUUCAAGGAAUUGGUUGGUGUAUGUGACAUUCAGGAAGAACCAAGCAAUAGAGUUUGUGCUGUGAAAGUUGAAACUGAGGUUUAUGUUCCUGAUGCUUUAAAUUCCUCUCGAGAGAGAGCUGGUGGAACUUCCAAGUCUUCUGAAGACAUAUCAGUAGAUAAUAAUUCAGAUAAUAAAAUGUUAAAUGUAAAAAGAGCCACUGUUUCAUGGGAAAAUAAUCUUGAAGAUUUGGUAGAAGAUGAAGAAUUGGCUGAGGAUCUAGAAGAAGGUGAAGAAACUCAAAAUAAAGAAAUGGAACUUAGUGAUGAAGAUUUGGAUAGAACUGUGGAAGAUAAGACUUUACUUAACUGCAAGGAGAACAAGAAACUAUUGAAUUUAAUAGAAGAACUGAAAAAAAAACUGAUAAAUGAAAAAAAAGAGAAGUUAACAUUGGAACUUAAAAUUCGAGAAGAAGUUACACAGGAAUUUACUCAAUAUUUGGCUGAACGUGAGGCUGACUUUAAAGAAGCAAUCCUUCAGGAACGAGAGAUGUCAGAAGAAAAUGCUGAAUGCCGUUUGGCGAUCUUCAAGGAAUUGGUUGGUGUAUGUGACAUUCAGGAAGAACCAAGCAAUAGAGUUUGUGCUGUGAAAGUUGAAACUGAGGUUUAUGUUCCUGAUGCUUUAAAUUCCUCUCGAGAGAGAGCUGGUGGAACUUCCAAGUCUUCUGAAGACAUAUCAGUAGAUAAUAAUUCAGAUAAUAAAAUGUUAAAUGUAAAAAGAGCCACUGUUUCAUGGGAAAAUAAUCUUGAAGAUUUGGUAGAAGAUGAAGAAUUGGCUGAGGAUCUAGAAGAAGGUGAAGAAACUCAAAAUAAAGAAAUGGAACUUAGUGAUGAAGAUUUGGAUAGAAAUGUGGAAGAUAAGACUUUACUUAACUGCAAGGAGAACAAGAAACUAUUGAAUUUAAUAGAAGAACUGAAAAAAAACUGAUAAAUGAAAAAAAAGAGAAGUUAACAUUGGAACUUAAAAUUCGAGAAGAAGUUACACAGGAAUUUACUCAAUAUUUGGCUGAACGUGAGGCUGACUUUAAAGAAGCAAUCCUUCAGGAACGAGAGAUGUCAGAAGAAAAUGCUGAAUGCCGUUUGGCGAUCUUCAAGGAAUUGGUUGGUGUAUGUGACAUUCAGGAAGAACCAAGCAAUAGAGUUUGUGCUGUGAAAGUUGAAACUGAGGAAGCACAUAAUUAUGUAGGAUUUGAAGAUAUUAUUGACUCUCUUCAAGAUGAUGUCACUGAUAUUAAGAAACAGGCUGAAAUUGCUCACUUAUGCAUUGCAUCUCUUGCUGAUCCCCAGGAAGCCAUUGCUUGUUUACAACUAAAGUUAAGUCAAGUUAAAACUGAAUUAGAUAAAACUAAAGAAGAAUUAA